GCCCUGGAGACCAGACUCAGCUAUUUAGCUCCACAGCAGGGACAUCCUUGUCUGUGCCAAUGUCUGAAAUCUGAACAGGAUCAGCUGUAGAACUGGGAGGAGCUUCCAGUCCAUGACCCUAUUUAGUUCAUCUCCUCUCAGCCAAGCCUGCUGAGGGAGUGGAGCAGGGAGCGCCCAUCUGUGGAGUGGAUCCCUGUCUGCUUGGAACUGCGAGAGACUCAGCAAUGCAGGAAAUCCAGCAAGGGAACAUGGAAACAGCUGCCGGAUAAUUCAGUGAUGAGGGCCUGGAAGAGAGAAAGCACUAAGGACCAACGAAUCCUGACUGUGGAGUACCAAAUGCAUGGGGAAAUUUCUGCAAAGACCACCCCAGCAGGACAAAGUGUACUGAGAAGGAAAAUGAGCAACCAAACUUCAGUGACUGAGUUUCUUCUCUUGGGAUUCUCUGGUGUUCGGGAGCUGCAGCUGUUACACUUUGUCAUGUUUCUAGUUCUUUAUCUGGCAGCCCUGAUGGGGAAUAUUCUCAUCAUCACAGUCAUAGCCCUUGACCAUCAUCUUCACACACCCAUGUACUUCUUCCUCCUCAACUUAUCCUUCAUAGACCUCUGCUACAUCUCUGUCCCCAUUCCUAAAUCCAUGGUCAAUUCACUAACCAACUCCAGGUCAAUUUCAUACUCUGGGUGCCUCACGCAAGUCUUUCUCUUUCCAUUGUUCGCUGUAGCUGAGCUCACCUUCCUCACUGUCAUGGCAUACGAUCGAUAUGUCGCCAUCUGCCAACCUCUUCAUUAUGAGACUAUAAUGAACAGAAGAGCUUGUGUCCGAAUGGCAGCCAGUGCAUGGCUCAGUAGUAUUCUCAGCUCUGCACUACACACUGGGACCACAUUUGCAUUAACCUUCUGUGGAGGGAACGUAGUGAAUCAGUUCUUCUGUGAAAUCCCCCAGCUACUCAAGCUCACCUGCUCUGAGACAUAUCGCAGAGAAUCUGGAGCAAUUGUUUUUAGUGCUUGUUUAUCUUUAAGCUGCUUUGUUUUUAUAAUUGUGUCAUAUGUUCAGAUCUUCACCACUGUGCUGAGAAUCCCCUCUGAGCAGGGCCGGCGUAAAGCCUUCUCCACCUGCCUUCCUCACCUCUUUGUGGUUUCCUUGUUCCUCUGGACUCUUACUGUUGCCUACCUGAAGCCCACCUCCAGCUCAACAACAGGCCGGGAUCUCAUGGUGGCUGUUCUCUAUUCCGUGGUGCCUCCAAUGAUGAAUCCCAUCAUCUACAGCAUGAGGAACAAGGAGAUCCAAGCUGCCCUGAGGAGACUGAUAGCAGGGAGAUUAUUCACCAUGAAUAUAAAGUCCAUAGUUCUGCCUUGACUGUGAUAUUAUUCUGUUGACGGCCCAUCAAGGACACUUAGCUCUCACAAUGGACUAUAGAAGAAACUCGUUCCCCCCAGUAAGGCUUCCUGAGGACACCUCACCAAGAAUAUGAGCAAUGGAUGCACCUGUGAAUCAUCAAAGCAUGUAAGGACAUGUGAUAUGCUCAUGUGACCCUGGACUCCAUCUUGAAACAGUAACUCUCUACAAACAGAGGUUGUGAACUUUCAUUGAGAUAGUAAGAUUUCUUGUGCAUGACAGAGGAUAUAAAAGACCCCUGAGCCAUCUCCAUUUUGUCUUCAUUUUCUGCUUCAUUUCUAUGGACUGGAUUUUUACCAAGCAAGCUUGGAACAAGAACUGAUGACCCCCUAAUGCGUUUGGGUGAUUCCAGAGAGACAUUUGCAAGCUAAUAAUUUGUUUAAUCACUGCUAUGAUCUUGAUCUUUGAAUGCUGAAAGACCACUUGAAUGUAUAUGAUCUAUUAACCAUUAAUAAUUCUCUUUUUCGUCUUUAUAAAUAAACAUUUAAAUUUUAGUUACUAAAGGAUUGGUAUCAGCAUGAUUAUUGGCUAAGAUCUAAGUUAUAUAUUGACCUGGCUUAGUGGCUGAUCCCUUGGGACUGGAAGGACCCUAUAUCUGAUUAAAUUGGUUUUCAGUAAUCACUCAUCCUAUACUGCAGUGUCUGGAUGGUGAGCCGAGGGAUGGGAUGCCUAAGGAGACUGCAUUUUUGGCUUCUUGUUAACCAGUGUGGUGAGACAGAAGUUCACUUUUGUUACUGUCUUUGUAUAAGCUAAUGGUGGAAUAGUCACCAGUUUGGUGACAUCCCUAAAGACAGUCCUACCUGACUCUGUA
This is a messenger RNA of Mauremys mutica (yellowpond turtle), 2203 nucleotides long. Its product is annotated as olfactory receptor 14A16-like. Gene Ontology annotation, molecular function: olfactory receptor activity; G protein-coupled receptor activity. Gene Ontology annotation, biological process: G protein-coupled receptor signaling pathway. The record is from RefSeq and is a predicted model, not a curated record. Bases 277 to 1353 code for a protein of 358 amino acids. NCBI's taxonomy places the organism in Eukaryota, Metazoa, Chordata, Testudines, Geoemydidae. Gene Ontology annotation, cellular component: membrane. The transcript has 2 exons.